Molecule: messenger RNA, 2149 nt
Organism: Lingula anatina
Lineage: Eukaryota; Metazoa; Brachiopoda; Lingulata; Lingulida; Lingulidae
Product: cytochrome P450 4A25-like
Molecular function (GO): iron ion binding; monooxygenase activity; oxidoreductase activity, acting on paired donors, with incorporation or reduction of molecular oxygen
Source: RefSeq, a predicted model, not a curated record
UGUACUGGGAGUGUGCCUUCCGCACGAUGUCAACAAUGUGUAAAAUGUGUUUUACUACAGCUUGGAUUUAGCUUUCUUCAGUAUAUGUGGUUGCAGUUUUUUGUUGCUCUAUAACAGUGAUACAUAUUAUAACAUUUUUAAAAGGCAAUUAGCUAAAGAAAAAGGUCGCGAGUAUCUGAAGACUGAAGCCUGAAGGCUCAACAAAAAUAUAAGUUACUAGUAGUACUAUACGGAUGUGCAUGUACCGAUACAUGUAGUCAUACUACUACCGCUAGGUCCUUAAAGCCCACUAUGUUUCCAGAGCCAGACGUUAUCACAGUGACGGUAUACAUUCUUUCCAUACUGCUGGGACUGGUUUUGUACCGGUUUAUGGUAUGGUAUAUGCAGAUCCUGGUCAAGGUUGCUUUUAUUGACCAAUUCCCUGGACCUCCUAAACAUUGGUUGUGGGGCAAUUUGCAUCAGCAUCCAGGCAUGAAUGAUGCCUGUUUGAAGUGGAUACUGCAGCUGACAGAACAACACAAGACUGCCUUUCGUUAUUGGUUUGGCCCCUUUAAAGCGUGUGUGGCUGUGGUCCACCCAGACACUGUCAAAGUAAUACUGAACACCACCGAGCCCAAGACUUCCUUGGGAGGAUAUAACCUUAUGCAGGACUGGCUAGGAAAUGGCCUCCUGCUUAGUAAAGGAGAACUGUGGCAUCGUAAUCGCAAGUUGAUUUCUCCUGGUUUUCACUUUGAUGUACUUAAGCCAUAUGUUAACAUUUACAACAGAACAGUAGAAGUUUUUAUGGGGAAAAUGUCAGCAGCUGCCAGUCUAGGUACCAGUUUUGAAGUGUCGUCACCUUUAGGACUGUGCACCCUGGACACCAUGUUACAGUGUGCUUUUUCUGUUCAAGAAAAAAUUCAGGAGCAAGGUGACUCUCAUCCUUUCAGUAAAGCCACUGCUAUGUUAUGCAGACUAGUAUUAGAUAGAGCAUUGAAACCUUACCUGUUCAAUGAUUUUAUCUAUUCACUAACCAAAAAAGGAAGAGAGUGGAAAAGAAACUGUCAGUUUGUCCAUAAGUUUGCAGACCAUGUGAUCCAGGAGAGAAAACAGUUAUUGAAGCAAGAUUCCAGUAUUUUAAGCAAUAAAAAGCAUCUAGAUCUCCUGGACAUAUUACUUGGUGCCAGAGAUGAGAAUGGUGAAGGGAUGACUGACAAGGAGAUUAGGGAUGAAGCAAGCACAUUCCUUUUUGCAGGUCAUGAUACCAGUUCUAAUGCCAUUUCUUGGACGUUGUAUUCUCUGGCCAAACACCCUGUGUAUCAAGAUAAAAUCAGAGAUGAAGUUGAUGAAAUACUUCAUGGGAGAACAAAGGAUGAUAUAUUGUGGCAGGACCUGCCAAAGCUGGAAUACCUCACACUAGUACUAAAGGAAUCUCUACGCAUGCAUAGCCCUGCAGUGAACAUAGCCAGAGAGACUACCCAGGAGUGGGAGAUAGAUGGACUGAAGGUCCCCCCAGGGAUUUGUAUUGACAUCUGGCCAUGGGCAGUCCACCAUAACCCACAUGUAUGGGAUAAUCAUAUGGAAUUCCAACCUGAAAGAUUUUUACCUGAAAAUAUGGAACACAUGGACCCCUUUGCAUACAUUCCAUUUUCUGCAGGUCCAAGGAAUUGCAUUGGGAAGCACUUUGCUAUGAAUGAACUAAAAGUAAUGGUGGCAAGAAUAAUACACAGAUUUCAUUUGGAGUUGGACCCAGACCAUGACUACACUUACCAACCAGAUGCUGUCUUGAGAGCAAAGCAUGGCAUUAAACUGUUUGUGAAAGAGAGGAAAACAUAGUGAGUCUUCUUUUUGGUGCUGAUUGACCAUUGUGAUUUAUCAAGUACUAUCCGUCAAGGACAAUGGUAUGUUCUCGUCUACAUAUUACAUAAAAAAGAAAGAUUAAAGGCACUGACUGGUGGAUGUAUGUUUACAGACAGAUAUUGACCUACACAGGAAUACUAUUUAUUACUUUCCUGACCAGUGUAAACUCCUAAUCAUAAUGAUGAAAAAGAGUGUUAAACAGAAGCAGGCUGGCAGUUGGCAAUAUUUGUUGCAAGAAACUAUUUGUGUUUUGGUACAUAAAUAAUAAGUAAAUAACAUGUAAAUUUCCCAAAGAAUUGGGAAAGGUGGU